CAUACAGUUGUAAGGCAUCAUGAUGGCACUCUCUGUGACUAAGUUCAUGCUACUGGCUGUUACUGUCCUCGCUGUCCACAGAGCAGAGGGACGGCUGGUCUCCAAAUGCGAGCUGAAGAAUGAGCUGGAGGCAGCAUUCCAAUUAAACCAGUCCUUUGGAAACCAGUCCUUUGGAAACCAGUCCUUUGGAAACCAGACCCUUGGAAACCAGUCCACACUGGAUGUUGUGGCAAAGAUUGUCUGUAAGGUACAGCUGACUUCUGGUUUCAACACAAGCCUUGUGACUCAGCUGGCCCCUGCUACCGCUGGUACGAAGAAGCCGGGGUAUGAUAAUUCAAAUCACAAGAACCAGCCUCCCAAGAGACGAGCACGUGAUACCAGGAGACAACAGUCCGAGGGAAAGAAUAAAGGCGAAAAACAAUACGGAAGCUCUGAAAGCGAGGAAGACAAUCAUGGCAACCAUGGCAACGUGACGCCACCCACUCCUACGGUCAGCCUCUACGGCCUCUUCCAGUUGAGUGGUUCUGUGGCUUGUUCGGAUGGUGUCAACCCCUCAAGUAACAUCUGCAAUAUUCCCUGCUCUGCACUGACUGAUGGCAAUAUCUAUGACGAUGUUGCCUGCUACAAGAGAAUCACUGGCAGCAGCCUGAAGCAACCGGAAGGGCUUCCACAGCAGUGUGCCGGAGUUGUGUACUCCACCUACUUCUCAGAAUGUCUGUAAAACAAAGCCAAGGGAGGCAUCACUGCUUGCAAGGUGUUCCAUGAUGAUUCACAUUAACGCUUCCUUCCAAAAUUGCCUUUCGUAACCACUUCUUUGGGUUGGGUUUCCGAAGUUGAGAUUUUUAGCUCAAAAAUGAAUAAGAAAAAAUAAACUUAGCAAGAUUUAAAAUA
Messenger RNA from Scleropages formosus (Asian bonytongue), 891 nucleotides. RefSeq lists its product as uncharacterized. Bases 20 to 721 code for a protein of 233 amino acids. The record is from RefSeq and is a predicted model, not a curated record. The transcript is spliced from 4 exons. NCBI's taxonomy places the organism in Eukaryota, Metazoa, Chordata, Actinopteri, Osteoglossiformes, Osteoglossidae. Gene Ontology annotation, molecular function: lysozyme activity.